CCCCCCCCCACGCCUCACCGGCGACAGGUAGCCCCGCCGCCGCGCACCUGCCCUCGCGUUCGCACCGGAGAUAGUGGAUAGCUCCCUUCAGAAAUGGAGGACGGGAAGCCCGUUUGGGCGCCGCACCCUACGGAUGGAUUUCAGAUGGGCAAUAUCGUGGAUAUUGGCCCUGACAGCUUAACGAUUGAACCCUUGAACCAAAAAGGCAAGACAUUUCUGGCUCUCAUAAACCAAGUGUUCCCUGCAGAAGAGGACAGUAAAAAAGAUGUGGAAGAUAACUGUUCAUUAAUGUAUUUGAAUGAAGCCACACUGCUCCAUAAUAUCAAAGUUCGAUACAGUAAAGACAGAAUUUACACAUAUGUGGCCAACAUUCUGAUUGCAGUGAACCCAUACUUUGACAUACCUAAAAUAUAUUCUUCAGAAACAAUAAAGUCGUACCAAGGAAAAUCUCUUGGGACGAUGCCACCUCAUGUCUUCGCAAUUGCUGAUAAGGCUUUUCGAGACAUGAAGGUGCUCAAGAUGAGUCAGUCUGUCAUUGUAUCUGGAGAAUCAGGAGCUGGCAAAACGGAAAAUACAAAAUUUGUUCUAAGAUAUCUGACGGAAUCGUAUGGAACCGGUCAAGACAUUGAUGAUAGAAUUGUCGAAGCUAACCCACUCUUAGAAGCCUUUGGAAAUGCAAAGACUGUUCGAAACAAUAAUAGCAGUCGAUUUGGGAAAUUUGUAGAAAUACAUUUCAAUGAAAAGAGUUCAGUUGUUGGAGGAUUUGUUUCACAUUAUCUUCUAGAGAAAUCUAGGAUCUGUGUUCAAGGCAAAGAGGAAAGGAAUUAUCAUAUCUUUUAUAGGUUGUGUGCCGGUGCUUCUGAAGAUACUAGGGAAAGACUUCAUUUGAGCUCCCCAGAUAAUUUUCGGUAUUUAAACCGAGGCUGCACUAGAUACUUUGCUAACAAAGAAACUGACAAACACAUUUUACAGAACCGAAAAAGUCCUGAGUAUCUUAAGGGAGGUUCCUUGAAAGAUCCUUUGUUAGAUGACCAUGGAGAUUUUAUUAGAAUGUGCACAGCCAUGAAAAAGAUUGGUUUGGAUGAUGAAGAAAAGCUUGAUCUGUUCCGGGUAGUAGCUGGUGUCCUGCACCUUGGAAAUAUUGAUUUUGAGGAAGCCGGCAGCACUUCAGGUGGCUGUAACCUGAAGAAUAAAUCUACUCAAUCAUUGGAGUAUUGUGCUGAAUUACUGGGUUUGGAUCAAGAUGAUCUUCGUGUAAGUUUAACUACAAGAGUCAUGCUAACAACAGCAGGGGGCACCAAAGGAACAGUGAUAAAGGUACCCCUGAAAGUGGAGCAAGCAAACAACGCCCGGGAUGCCUUGGCAAAGACUGUCUAUAGCCAUCUUUUCGAUCACGUGGUCAACAGAGUGAAUCAGUGUUUUCCUUUUGAAACAUCAUCCUAUUUUAUUGGAGUCCUAGAUAUUGCUGGAUUUGAGUACUUUGAACGUAACAGUUUUGAACAAUUUUGCAUCAACUAUUGCAAUGAAAAACUUCAACAGUUUUUUAAUGAAAGGAUUCUGAAGGAGGAACAAGAACUCUAUCAGAAGGAAGGUUUAGGUGUGAAUGAAGUACAUUACGUGGAUAACCAGGACUGUAUAGAUUUAAUUGAAGCAAAAUUAGCGGGAAUACUGGAUAUUUUGGAUGAGGAAAAUCGCCUUCCCCAGCCAAGUGAUCAACACUUUACAUCUGAAGUUCACCAGAAGCACAAAGACCAUUUCCGACUCUGUAUUCCUAGAAAGUCUAAGCUGGCAGUUCACAGGAACAUCAGAGAUGACGAAGGCUUCAUCAUCAGGCAUUUCGCAGGGGCGGUGUGCUAUGAAACAACUCAAUUUGUGGAAAAAAAUAAUGACGCUUUACAUAUGUCUCUUGAGUCCUUAAUAUGUGAAUCCAGGGAUAAAUUUAUCCGGGAAUUAUUUGAAUCAUCCACAAAUAACAACAAAGACACUAAACAAAAAGCAGGAAAACUUAGCUUCAUCAGUGUGGGAAACAAGUUUAAGACACAGUUAAAUUUGCUUCUGGAUAAACUUCGAAGUACUGGAGCAAGCUUUAUUCGUUGUAUCAAGCCGAAUUUAAAGAUGACAAGCCACGACUUCGAAGGAGCUCAAAUUUUGUCUCAACUUCAAUGUUCAGGUAUGGUGUCUGUUUUGGACUUGAUGCAGGGUGGUUUCCCAUCACGAGCUUCAUUUCACGAACUCUACAACAUGUAUAAAAAGUAUAUGCCAGAUAAACUCGCAAGAUUAGAUCCAAGACUAUUUUGUAAGGCUCUUUUUAAAGCUUUGGGCUUAAAUGAAAUCGACUACAAGUUUGGGUUAACAAAAGUAUUUUUUAGACCUGGCAAGUUUGCAGAAUUUGACCAGAUUAUGAAGUCCGACCCUGACCACUUAGCAGAGCUGGUCAAGAGGGUCAAUCACUGGCUCAUCUGCAGUCGCUGGAAGAAGGUUCAGUGGUGCUCACUGUCUGUCAUCAAACUGAAAAACAAAAUAAAAUAUCGAGCUGAAGCCUGCAUUAAAAUGCAGAAAACUGUUCGAAUGUGGCUUUGCAAAAGACGACACAAACCUCGCAUUGAUGGCCUGGUUAAGGUGGGCACACUGAAGAAACGGCUUGAUAAAUUUAACGAAGUAGUAAGUGCAUUGAAAGAUGGAAAACCAGAGAUGAAUAAACAGGUCGAGGACCUUGAAAUUUCUAUUGAUGCUUUAAUGGCCAAAAUUAAGGAUUUCUUGUUUUAUAUUAAAUUUUUGGAGAGUAUUCUGCUUUUUGGUAGGAAACUUGACAUGGAAGCAAAGAGAAAGCAAGAAGAAGAAGAGAGAAAGAAAAGGGAAGAUGAUGAAAAACGUAUUCAGGCGGAGGUGGAGGAGCAGCUGGCCCGGCAGCGAGAGGAGGAGUCCCAGCAGCAGGCGGUCCUGGAGCAGGAGCGCCGAGACCGGGAGCUGGCGCUGCGGAUCGCGCAGAGCGAGGCGGAGCUCAUCAGCGACGAGGCGCAGGUGGACCCGGCGCUGCGCAGAGGCCCUGCUGUACAGGCCACCAAGGCGGCUGCUGGUACCAAGAAACAUGAUCUUAGUAAAUGGAAAUAUGCAGAACUACGUGAUACCAUCAAUACUUCUUGCGAUAUUGAGCUCCUGGCAGCUUGCAGAGAAGAAUUUCAUAGGAGACUAAAAGUGUAUCAUGCUUGGAAAUCCAAGAACAAGAAGAGAAAUACUGAAACAGAGCAACGUGCUCCAAAGUCUGUUACUGAUUAUGAUUUUGCACCAUUUUUGAACAAUUCACCUCAGCAGAACCCGGCAGCUCAGCUCCCUGCCAGGCAGCAGGGGAUCGAGAUGAACCGACAACAGCGCUUCUUCCGCAUCCCGUUCAUCCGCCCCGCGGACCAGUACAAAGACCCGCAGAAUAAGAAGAAAGGCUGGUGGUACGCGCACUUUGAUGGACCGUGGAUUGCCCGGCAGAUGGAGCUUCAUCCUGACAAGCCACCCAUCCUCCUGGUGGCUGGUAAGGAUGACAUGGAGAUGUGUGAGCUGAAUCUUGAAGAGACAGGCCUGACUCGAAAGCGUGGUGCUGAGAUUUUGCCAAGACAGUUCGAAGAAAUUUGGGAACGCUGUGGAGGCAUCCAGUAUCUUCAGAAAGCAAUUGAGAGCAGACAGGCCAGGCCCACCUAUGCCACGGCCAUGCUGCAGAAUCUGUUAAAGUAGAAAUUGCACUAGCCUUGCAGCUGGGAGCCCUUGCCAUGGUACUAGGUAGGGAGUGUGUCCCAGAGAUUUAACCAUUCCAAGAUCAAGUUAGAAUUACUUAUACAAAGUGAACAGAUUUUAUUAAUCAUGGCUUUUUGUUAAUUUAAGGUUAAUUAUGGUAGUGAAUUUGGGACCUAAAAUUUAUUUUCCUGUAUCCAGCUGUAACUGUUAGACCUCUCAUUAUUGUAAUACUUGUUACACUUGGACAGACUCUGGACAUUUCUCCUUCUUUGCCAACAGACUACCUUAAAUCCAUCUUAAUUGUUCUUUAGGAAAAGUUUUUAAAAGCAGAAUUCUUGCUUUUUAAGGAUGGCACAGUACCAUAUAACUGGAAUAAAGAAAACUUAGCUUCAAUUUUCAUACAAAAAUUAAGGCACUUAAAAUGAUCAAGGCACUGAUACUUUGAUCUGAAAGCUGUGUACUUUCUAUAGUAACUUUUUCAGAAAUUCAUGGAAAUUUCCGUCAAAGGUGGAAAUUUUUAUUUUUCCCCCCUCUUUUGCAGUCUUAGUUUGAGUAAAGCAGUUUACCUGAAGUUCUAGAAUUCUGGAGAGAGCCUUGAUGUAUUCGAUGCAAUCUGUGAUAAAGAAGGUACACAGUGUCCUGCACAGAUCAGUUUUGCUUUUCUAUCACAUUGUGUUGCUGUAAGAAUAUGUUCUUACGUUCCAUGGACAAAUAAAGGAAAUUCAGAUCGUUUAAAUGCUUGGAAGUUUUGAGAUAACCUUGUUUCAUUUAGAAAAGGAAGUAGGUUUUAGGUGGCAGUUUGGCUUAACUGGACUGAAUUCAAAUAUUCUUUCAGUUUCAUCUCAGUUGUGAUUUUGUGUCAGAAUCUUGUCCAAGUUGUUUCAUGUGAUUUGAACUAGUGUUCUGCUUCAAAACACCUUUGUUUUUUAAAGAAAUUCCUAUUGUCUUUUUUGGCCUUCGAGAUUUUGGUAAUUGUAGAGCUCUUUUAUAAGCCUUGUAAUGCAAAAACCCUGCACUGGGGAAUUGCUUGUUUCAUGUAACUGAUAAUUAAAAAAAAAGUUUUGUGUGCUGUUUAGUUUUGAUCAAAUGUCAGCAGUUUCAAGCCUAAUAUUUAUGACUUUCAUAUUAGGAAUUUGGAAACAAACAUACAUCAAGGAGUUAUGUUGACAUAAUCCUAAGGAGUCUUGUUUGUAUUUUAGAAUAAAAUUAGAAAAUAAAAUUACUCUCUGUACUUUUUUCCCCUUGAUGUUUAAAGACCCUAACCUUUGAAAUGAAUUUCCAGUGAUUUUUUUUUUUUUUUUUUUUUCCUAGAAAGAGUACCUCAGUUAGGAAAGUAUUUCCCAGCUGAUUGGAUUAGUGCUUGUGAGCUGGACACUGUUUUCAGAAGUGCUUCUCUCAUUACAUGUUUUAGCAUAGAGAUAUUUAUUUAUUAUGAUACUGUGCAAGCGAUCGUCUUCUGUUAAGGAAAGUAAAUGGUCCUGUCUUUACUGUUGAGAAUGUGAAUGUGAUUAUCUUUUUAAGGCUGUAUUACUGCAUAGACUCACCCACCCUUGGGUCAUUUGGUCCCUGUGAUUUGGUGACAGAAGGUCUGGUUACUGAAAAUAAAUGUCCUGUUCUCCCUCUUCUUA
Lagenorhynchus albirostris (white-beaked dolphin) is the source of this 5351-nucleotide messenger RNA. RefSeq names its product myosin VI (gene MYO6). Gene Ontology annotation, molecular function: actin filament binding; microfilament motor activity; ATP binding. NCBI's taxonomy places the organism in Eukaryota, Metazoa, Chordata, Mammalia, Artiodactyla, Delphinidae. The record is from RefSeq and is a predicted model, not a curated record. Gene Ontology annotation, cellular component: ruffle; endocytic vesicle; actin cytoskeleton. Bases 94 to 3723 code for a protein of 1209 amino acids. The transcript has 32 exons. Gene Ontology annotation, biological process: actin filament organization; inner ear morphogenesis; vesicle transport along actin filament.